AUGGUAUCAUCGGAAUCAUUGACUACGACACCUACGACGACGACUUCGGAAGUGGACUUUAUUGAAGGACAUGUUACUGUAUCAAAGAAUAGAGGUACACCAUUCGACCUCUAUUAUCAACUACAUGGUAAUGGUCCAAACAAAGUAAUAUUAGUAAUGGGAUUCAUGACUGAUUGCACUGCAUGGAGAUUACAAUUGGAAUACUUUAAACAGUUGAGUAAUGAGUAUCAGGUUUGUGUGUUCGAUAAUAGAGGCAUUGGAAAGAGUAGUAAUCCAGCAAGUCAUUAUACAACUAAUGAUAUGGCAAUUGAUACUAAAGAGUUGUUGGAUCAUCUUCAAUGGGAGCGUGUACAUCUCGUCGGUGUAUCCAUGGGUGGUAUGAUCUCAUUAGAGUUUGCUGCAACAUUCCCACAGCGUCUACACUCAAUAGCCCUAUGUGUAACUCACGCCGGAUCAUUGCCACCUAUGAGUGGAAUGAGAAUAAUGUUAAAGACAUUUACUAUUAAGGAUCAUAGAGAACGUGGAAAGGUGUUGAUGCCAGUGUUGUAUUCGCCAGAGUAUCUGCUGACAACUUCGGAUACUGGUCGACCAAUGGAGGAUGUAUUGAUCGAUGAUUAUGUAGAACGUAUGAUUAGUACAAAGAAACCAGAUCCAAGUGUUGUGGUCGGUCAUCUAAAGACAGUGUCCACGCAUCAUGUAUCAUCAAAGAGAUUGGCGGCAAUUAAGAACUCGGCAGUACCAAUACUGAUCAUGUGUGGUGGCGAGGACCAUCUUGUCAAGACAUCAAACUCAUUCUAUCUGCGCGACAAACUCUCACCAGCCGAGUUCAUUCAAUUCGCUCAAUCAGGUCACUGCAUCAACGUUGAGCACACCCAAGAGUUCAACGAAGCCCUUGUCAAGAACUUUGGUCGUGCAGCGGCAGGACUUCUGAAAUAA
Molecule: messenger RNA, 936 nt
Organism: Acytostelium subglobosum LB1
Lineage: Eukaryota; Evosea; Eumycetozoa; Acytosteliales; Acytosteliaceae
Exons: 3
Coding region: 1-936 (311 amino acids)
Source: RefSeq, a predicted model, not a curated record